Amphiprion ocellaris (clown anemonefish) is the source of this 511-nucleotide messenger RNA. RefSeq names its product RNA polymerase II subunit J (gene polr2j). Gene Ontology annotation, molecular function: DNA binding; protein dimerization activity. The transcript has 3 exons. Gene Ontology annotation, biological process: transcription by RNA polymerase II. NCBI's taxonomy places the organism in Eukaryota, Metazoa, Chordata, Actinopteri, Pomacentridae. Bases 58 to 411 code for a protein of 117 amino acids. The record is from RefSeq and is a predicted model, not a curated record. Gene Ontology annotation, cellular component: RNA polymerase II, core complex.
CGCUAAUGACCGCAGAAGCAGCGGCGGCUCCGCUCGUCUCAGUCUGGGUCCGGGAAGAUGAACGCGCCCCCCGCCUUUGAGUCGUUUCUGCUGUUCGAAGGAGAGAAAAAGAUCAGCAUCAGCAAGGACACCAAAGUCCCGAACGCCUGUCUGUUCACCCUGAACAAGGAGGACCACACGCUGGGCAACAUCAUCCGAGCUCAGCUGCUGAAGGAUCCUCAGGUUCUGUUCGCUGGUUAUAAAGUUCCUCAUCCUCUGGAGCAUAAGAUCGUCAUCAGAGUGCAGACAACACCUGACUACAGCCCACAGGAAGCGUUCACCAACUCCAUCACUGACCUGAUCAGCGAGCUGUCGCUGCUGGAGGAACGUUUCCGAGUCGCCAUCAAAGACAAGCAGGAAGGCAUCGAGUGACUACGCCCCCGUGAUGAUGUCACUGCUGAUUGUUUACUUUUCUAAAAAUAGUCUGUGAUGUCACCGUUUAUUAAUUUUCUAAAUAAAGACUGUGAUGUCA